Messenger RNA from Letharia lupina, 1806 nucleotides. RefSeq lists its product as uncharacterized. Bases 1 to 1806 code for a protein of 601 amino acids. Gene Ontology annotation, biological process: tricarboxylic acid cycle. The transcript has 5 exons. Gene Ontology annotation, molecular function: acyltransferase activity, acyl groups converted into alkyl on transfer. The record is from RefSeq and is a predicted model, not a curated record. Lineage: Eukaryota; Fungi; Ascomycota; Lecanoromycetes; Lecanorales; Parmeliaceae.
AUGUCGGAGGGUGUACUUCACAUCACGGACUCUCGUACUUUCAAGAAGUAUGAGAUCCCUAUCUAUCGCAACACAAUCAAGGCUGCCGAUUUUCGAGCCCUGAAAGCGCCGAAUGCUGGUACAGACUUAGCGGAUCAGGUGUCCGAAGGCAUUCGCCUCUUCGAUCCGGGCUUCAAGAACACGGCGGCUUCGGAGUCAGAGAUCACGUUCAUUGAAAACAGCGAUGGCGAGCAAGGCAUAGUGCAAUACCGAGGCAACAACCUCGCAGAGCUUUGGAAGACCGCCGAAUUUGAAGAUUUGUCGCACCUUUUGAUCUGGGGUCACUGGCCAUCGGCAGCGGAGAAAGAAGCCUUCAGAAAGGAGCUCGUGACAGCAGCUCAAAAGAUCCCUGAUAGCGUAUCCAAAGUCAUUCGGUCAUUUCCGAGAUCUGCAGCCCCGAUGCAGAUGGUCAUUGCAGGCCUUGCAGCGUACUUGGGUGAAGAUCCAAGGAGUAUUCCAGCCUUCUCAGGCCGCAACCUCUACAACAAAAAUCUACCAGUCGCGGACAAGGCCGUCGUUCGAACUUUGGCGUGCUUCCAAGUUUGUGCUGCAUUGGCUGCUUGUCAUCGAUCAGGAAUACCGUUCACGCCCGUCGACGCCGACAAAUCAUUCCUAUACAAUCUGCUCCUUAUGAUGGGCAAAGUCGACAAAGCGACCGGAAAACCCGAUCUCGCCUUUCUCUACCACAUCCAGCGAGUCUGGGCGUUAGGUGCUGACCUCGGGCACACGAACUCCACCUCGGCCCUUCUCCUCGGCGCCUCCAGCCUCUCAGACCCGCUGUCAUGUCUGAUUUCCGCCCUCUCUUCCGGCUAUGGAAUCCUCCACUUUGGGGCCGCCGAAGCUUCUUACAAGUCGCUGGCCGCGAUCGGCAAGAAGGAAAAUGUGCCGUACUUGAUCGCCAAAGUGAAGAGGCGAGAAGCGAAGCUCUUUGGCUACGGCCACCGCAUGUUCAAGACGAUUGAUCCAAGGAUUCCUUUCGGGACGGAAAUCUUGGCCGACAUCAACUCGCAGCAUCCUCUCAUCGAAGUUGCAAUGGAGAUUGACCGUGUCGCCGGCAAAGACGAGUAUUUCGUCUCGAGGAAUCUGCAGGCCAAUUCGGACCUCUUCAUCGGCAUCGUGUAUACAGCGCUAGAAUUCGACGCCUCCUUUGUCCCGGUAAUGAUCGCUUUGAUGAGAUCAGGAGGUAUGAUGGCGCACUGGCGCGAAGCCAUGAGUCAACCAUCAAACCUAUGGCGUCCGCAACAAUUCUAUACCGGGAAAAUCGGCGCGUUGCCUGAAGAUGCACCCGGCUCGACGGCCUCAGACUGGAAGAAGGAAGCUCAUGCCAACGGAAAGGCCGAGACCCUUUUAGCAUCUUCCAUUGCCGAGAAAGCGGUAAAAGAUUCACAUGAGGAGCCGGCGGCCGCACACCAAACGCAGGCUUUGAUGGCAGAGGUGACAACACAGGCUCAGCGUUCAUCGAUUCCCGGGACUCCCCAGGUCGUACUAACCAAUCCGCAUACUUCUCAAGCUCCGGCCCCUGCAGCUACAACGCCCCUCGUCCCGGUUUCGGCACCAGUAUCUGCGGCAUCGGCCAUUGCCAGCAGGGACGAUUCGAAAACACCCCGUGUUGUCACGUUCGAGAUCCCUGCGUCAUCGGCCGCUCCCAACAAGGACGAUCCGAAAACGCCCCGUUUCGUCACGUUUGAAAUACCCGCUUCGCCGGCUUCGCACGCGCCCACUACAGUCCCGGCGAACGAUGUCACGGUGUUUGCUUUGGAAGGUUGA